Molecule: messenger RNA, 737 nt
Organism: Pristis pectinata (smalltooth sawfish)
Lineage: Eukaryota; Metazoa; Chordata; Chondrichthyes; Rhinopristiformes; Pristidae
Gene: sec61b
Product: SEC61 translocon subunit beta
Exons: 4
Coding region: 135-431 (98 amino acids)
Biological process (GO): intracellular protein transport
Cellular component (GO): Sec61 translocon complex
Source: RefSeq, a predicted model, not a curated record
AUGUGAAGGCUCCUAAGGAGAGGGAGGAGUCCUGACUAGUGAGUCGUGGCCUCUCUCGGCAGCGGGCGUUCCCCGGCAGCUGCGGAUUGAGCGCCGUGCGAGGUACCGGGGCUCCGGCGGACAGCGGCCUUACCAUGCCUGGACCAGCUGCAAGUGCAACAAAUGUCGGUGCCUCUAGCCGAUCGCCCAGUAAAGCUGUGGCUCCCCGAGCCGCUGGUGGUGGAUCUACAGUAAGGCAGAGGAAAGCUACUAAUAGUGCAGUGAGCCGUGCUGGUCGAACCACCUCGACGGGUACUGGGGGAAUGUGGCGUUUUUAUACUGAGGAUUCUCCUGGGCUUAAAGUUGGGCCUGUUCCAGUGCUUGUUAUGAGCCUACUGUUCAUCGCUUCAGUAUUUAUGCUGCACAUCUGGGGCAAGUACACUCGCUCAUAGACCAGACUUCAGCAACUUUCUCCAGUUUCAACUUAAUGUAUUCAAUCAUCCUGGACCAAAUACCUAUUUUUAUGAGAACUGAUUUCUGACACAUUAUAUCCCACAUUCUACUUGUGUAAAAAUUAAAGUGAAGAUCCUGUAAAGACUGGGUGUGGUACCUCAGUCCUUUUUCUAAUUUCAGUAAGGAGAAGUGUUGCCAUUAUGUUGGAUUUCUGAAGUCUUUGUUGAACGUUUCUUUCUGAACUUUGUUAUACAUUUUUGUAAAGCAGCUCAUUAAUGUUCUUCAUUAAAAAAAAGUAUCAGUUA